GAAAUAACAAAAAAAAAAAAAACAGAAAGAAAAGCACUUUGGAAUCGAAUGUGUUUGGUUGAAUUGAGCAAAGUGCAAAACGCCAUAGCCAAAAUCUAGUUCCAGUGACGAUGGCAACAAUGAUGCAGAGAUUCCUCCCAAAGCUUCGCUGUCUCGCCGUUCAAUCACGUCAAGCUCUACUACCUCUUCCGUUAUCUCGUCGUUUCCUCCACCACUCAUCGCCGCAACCACUUCAUUUCGCUUCUCGUCAUCCCUUUAAUUUCUCUUCCUGGCCUCUCCACCUACCUCGACCUUCUCCAUUUUCUCCCUCUUUGAUUCAAGUGCGGCAUGUAUCGUCGAGGGAAAGGAAGAAGAGAAGAAAGCCAAUGACUCCGGUUGUUUCCAAGAUCAAGAAAACCAAAAUGAAAUUUUAUUCGUCUUACAAGUUAAGGUUCAGACCAAUGAAUGAUGGAAGCAUUAGGCGUUGGAGGGAGGGCAAACGUCACAAUGCUCAUUUGAAGUCAAAGAUAUCAAAGCGAAGAUUGAGAUUACCUUCUACUGUCCCUGCGGCUUACGCCAAAGUAAUGAAGAAGCUCAAUUUUUGUGGUUAGAACAUUGUAAGUUGCUGCCAGUUGCAGAAAGUGGACUGGACAAGUUUUUCUUUUUAACUCCGAUCGUUUGGCCACAUUCACAUUUUAGAACCUGCAGAACGAGCAACUUACAGAACAAUAUCUUUCUUAUAUGUUUGUGUGGUAGAGUUAGAGGUGAUAAUAUUUUGAGGUUUUGCCUAUUCAAAGUGGCAUGCUUUAGUGAAAAUGUAUGCAGUAUUGUUAACAUGCAGUGGCUGAUGAAUCUUUUUUGUAGUACAUUUGAUUUUUCUAUUAGCAGAUUGAUAAAAUAUUGGAAUCAUGGAUUGCUGCACUUCAAUACCAAUAAUGGUUUAAUUUA
Cicer arietinum (chickpea) is the source of this 927-nucleotide messenger RNA. RefSeq lists its product as uncharacterized. NCBI's taxonomy places the organism in Eukaryota, Viridiplantae, Streptophyta, Magnoliopsida, Fabales, Fabaceae. Gene Ontology annotation, biological process: translation. Gene Ontology annotation, molecular function: structural constituent of ribosome. Gene Ontology annotation, cellular component: ribosome. The record is from RefSeq and is a predicted model, not a curated record.